AUGGCCGCACACGUGACUGAAUAUGCAGAAAAUCCAUUAAAGUCAGCGAGAAGGGCAUUAGACUGGGAGAAGGAGAAGCAGAAGAAGAAGCAGCAGAAGAAGGAGAAGAAGAAGGAGAAGAAGCAGGAGAAUAAGAAGAAGAAGAAGAAGAAAAAGAAGGAGAAGCAGAAGCAGAAGAAGGAGGAGGAGAAGAAGAAGGAGAAGAAGCAGACGGAGGAGAAGAAGAAAAAGAAGAAGCAGAAGAAGAAAAAGCUGAAGAAGGAGAAGAAGAAGAAGCAGAAGAGGAAGAAGAAGAAGCAGAAGAUGAAGGAGCAGAAGAAGAAGGAGAAGAAGAUACAGAAGAAGCAGAAGAAGGAGAAGAAGAUACAGAAGAAGGAGGAGAAGAAGGAGAAAAAGGAGAAGCAGAAGAAGAAGCAGAAGAAGAAGCAGGAGGAGAAGAAAAAUAAGGAGAAGAAGAAGCAGAAGAGGUUGUUCCUCUACUCAUCCCACAGUGGAGAAAUCCGCGCUACAGCCGCGCUACAGCCGUGCUACAGCUGCGCCGCUGAUGUAGCCGUUCUGUGCUUCUCCAGAUGCACCUAG
Messenger RNA from Knipowitschia caucasica, 579 nucleotides. The record is from the annotation of a GenBank genome assembly. NCBI's taxonomy places the organism in Eukaryota, Metazoa, Chordata, Actinopteri, Gobiiformes, Gobiidae.